Cladophialophora yegresii CBS 114405 is the source of this 1113-nucleotide messenger RNA. Its product is annotated as alcohol dehydrogenase. The transcript has 5 exons. NCBI's taxonomy places the organism in Eukaryota, Fungi, Ascomycota, Eurotiomycetes, Chaetothyriales, Herpotrichiellaceae. The record is from RefSeq and is a predicted model, not a curated record. Bases 1 to 1113 code for a protein of 370 amino acids. Gene Ontology annotation, molecular function: zinc ion binding; oxidoreductase activity.
AUGGGUUCCGUCGAGAUUCCUUCCCGGCACAAGGCCUUGGUGUACGAUAACCCCGGCAGCAUCUCGACAAAGAUCGAAGAGGUGGAGACACCCAAGCCUGGUGUCGGAGAGGUGUUGGUGAACUUGACUCACUCAGGAGUCUGUCACUCGGAUAUGGGGGUUAUGUGCAAUGCGUGGGCAUGGCUUCCUGCGCCGACACAAAAAGGCCAAGUCGGCGGCCACGAGGGUGUCGGUACCGUCGCAGCACUGGGGACCGGCGUUGAAUCCUUUGGCUUGAAAGUCGGCGAUCGCGUGGGCAUCAAGUGGCUGGCCUAUGCGUGUGGAAAUUGUCCGCCCUGCCUGGCGGGAGCCGAUGCAUCCUGCACCGCAGCCAAGAUUUCAGGAUACUAUUAUCCCGGAACCUUCCAACAAUACGCCAUUGCUCCAGCCCACUAUGCCACUCCCAUCCCGGAUGGUGUACCCAGCGACUUAGCGGCUCCCCUGCUGUGCGGCGGUGUCACUGUCUACGCAGCGCUGAAGAAGCUGAUCGAAGAGGGAGUUCGUCCCGGUGAUUGGGUCGUUAUUCCCGGAGGUGGCGGCGGGCUGGGCCAUCUUGCCCUUCAGAUAGGCUCUCGGGGCAUGGGUUUCCGCAUGAUUGGAGUCGAUAUGGGCGAAAAAGAGAAGCUAGUCAAGGAGUGCGGUGCUGAAGCAUUCCUCGACCUCUCCAAAUAUAGCCGCGACGACGAGGGCACCAAGAAGCUCGUGGACGACGUCAAGGGCAUCACGGGAGGCGGCGCUUCGGGCGUCGUGGUUUGCACUGCCAACAACACCGCGUACGCCCAAGGGUUGUCCUUCCUCAAAUUCCGAGGUGUCCUGGUCUGCGUCGGCGUCCCUGAAGGGCCAUUGGUGCCAAUUGCCACGGCCAACCCAGCGACAAUGCUUGCCUCGGAGCUGAAGAUUGUUGGCAGUGCAGUGGGCAACCGAAAAGACGCAAUUGAGACAUUGGAUUUUGCGAAGAGGGGUAUCGUCAAGACGCACUUCACGGUGGAACCAAUGAGUAAACUGACCGAGACGUUUGAAAAGAUGGACAAGGGCCAGUUACAGGGGAGAGUUGUUAUUGAUCUGAGCGGGUAG